AUGUCUUUCAAUUACAAUGAAAAUGUUGAGCAAAAGGUUUUGGAACUUAAAAAUCCAAAUUUGAGUAGCCUACUGCAAAAUUUGACAGGUCUAGAAGUUCUUGAUCUCAGUUAUGUAAACAUCUCAUCCAUAGUACCCAAUUUCCUUUCAAACUUCACUUCUUUGACAUCACUAUUUCUUUUGAAUUGCGGGUUGCAUGGAGAAUUUCCUGCAACCACUUUUCAAUUGCCAAAUCUAAGAUAUCUUGAUGUAGGAUCCAAUAGGAAUCUCAAGGGUUAUUUGCCUGAAUUCAAACAUAAAAGUCCUCUUAAAGAAUUGAUACUUAGUAAAAGUGGAUUUUCUGGAAUCCUACCUUCCUCAAUCCAAAUGCUUGAUUCAUUGGAUCUAUUAGAUGUUGAUGGCUGCAAUUUUUCAGGUAAUCAUAUGACUGGUCCAAUCCCACCUUGGCUAGGAAACCUCACCAAACUAAAUACACUCCUACUUGGACAUAACCAAUUCUAUGGUCUUGUUCCACAAUCAUUAUCUGACAUCAUCAACCUUGAGACUCUUUAUCUACGUGCUAACAAUUUAAGUGGCAUUUUGAAAUUUGACAUGUUUUUUGGCAUGAAAUUUCUCACGAAUCUAACCCUGGGUGAAAAUAGUUUGUCCGUAUUCAUUAUGAAGGGAAACAAAAAUGCAACAAGUUCAAAAUUCAAGAGGUUGGAAUUGGGUUCAUGCAACUUGAAUACAUUCCCUAAUUUUCUUAGGCAUCAGAAUGAACUCGAGGUGUUGGUACUUCAUAAUAACAAGAUAAGGGGUGAAAUACCUGAAUGGAUGUGGAAUACAAGUAUAGACACUUUUCGUCUCUUGAACAUUGCCAACAACUUCUUAACAGGCUCUCAACCUGCAAUUCUUCCUUGGGUUAACUUGCAAGUAUACAUUGUUUCAUUUAACAUGUUGCAAGGAGUACUACCAAUUCCUCCCCCAUCCAUCUUGAGUUAUAAUGCAUCAAAUAACAUGCUAAGUGGAGAAAUCUCACCUAUGUUCUGCAAUCCAAGCUAUCUAUACUUUUUUGACAUGUCUGAUAACACCUUGACUGGUACAAUUCCAAAAUGUUUUGGAAACUUAAGCUAUUCUUUGGAUGUGUUGAGAUUAAGAAACAAUUUCUUUCAGGGCACCAUUCCUAAAAUAUGCAGCAACAGUGCAAGCAACUUGAGAAUAAUUGAUCUCGGUUACAAUAAGUUGCAGGGGCAGCUACCACGAACAUUGUCCAAUUGUAUGAUGCUUGAAGGUAUUGUUGUCUCGAACAAUCAACUUAGGGAUGUUUUUCCAUCUUGGUUGGGAUCUCUUCCGGUGUUGAAGAUUCUCAUACUGCAGCAUAAUGGGUUCUACGGUGUGAUUGGGCAACCCCAAAACUACUUGGAGUUCCCCAAGUUGCAAGUAAUUGAUAUCUCUUUUAAUAAUUUCACAGGUGAAUUGCCAUCAGAUUUGAGUGUAAUGUUGAUAUGGUGA
Molecule: messenger RNA, 1491 nt
Organism: Ziziphus jujuba (common jujube)
Lineage: Eukaryota; Viridiplantae; Streptophyta; Magnoliopsida; Rosales; Rhamnaceae
Product: receptor-like protein 7
Exons: 2
Coding region: 1-1491 (496 amino acids)
Molecular function (GO): protein binding
Source: RefSeq, a predicted model, not a curated record